Messenger RNA from Melampsora larici-populina 98AG31, 1269 nucleotides. RefSeq lists its product as uncharacterized. The coding region runs from base 1 to 1269 and encodes 422 amino acids. Lineage: Eukaryota; Fungi; Basidiomycota; Pucciniomycetes; Pucciniales; Melampsoraceae. The transcript has 6 exons. The record is from RefSeq and is a predicted model, not a curated record.
AUGUCUUCUCAACACCAACACCCUGCUCUAUUUGGCCAAUACGGCAUGAACCAAGUCCGAAACGAGAAUGGUGAAACACCUUUGGCUCCGGCCGUGAAUGCGAGCGGCGGUGCGGUGUCACCCCCAUUGGGUUUUGGAACUGCCGGCCUCCAAUCGGUUCCUUUCUUGUCUCAUCACAGUUACAGCAAAGCGGUCAUGAGUCAUAGACCGGCCGUUCCUACUGCAGCUCACGGGGUUCCAAACUUUCCCAAGUUGCCCAACUUAGGCCGCCAUGAUUUUCACUCAAGCGGUACGAACACGCCCGGUUCGAUCACUCCGAGCGUGGCCCAGUCCAAGACGAUUCAUCUUGAUUUGGACACUGGGGACGAGCGUGACAAACUCGACAAAUUUGACUGGACCCCUCCCUUCAACAAUUGUUCUGCCCGUAUCUUUGAAGCCACCAUGCAAUCUGAUCUCGGCACGGGAUCCAACACCUCAGGCAAGGCGAAGGCAACCCGUAUCCCUUCGGUUAGUUCCACCAGCUCCGAUGAUGUUGUGAUCGAAGCUCCUAACAAAGGAAAAGUUGCUGAUACCAUCAAUCAAGAUGCUGCACCUGGAGGGAACAGUGCGAUAUUCAAACUUGCUGACGCUGGUGGAUCAGUAACCAUCACGGGUAGCGAUGCCAACAUUCAGGAGUUUUUCGCUGCGGUUCAGCUAGCUCGUUUGACAGAGGCCGGGCUUAGUAUCUCCAUGGCUGACCCGGCCAAAUCUGCCAAGAUGGCCAAUACGAAAAUCGCAAUGGCACAAUCACGGCUCAAAGCGAUGAGCGCAAUGAACAACUCAAGUGUCACGUCUUCCCAGUUAGCCGAUUCCAUUCCACUAGAUCCCAUUCAAGUCAAGCUUGAGUCUCUCAUCAAAAAGUAUGGCAGUUUGGAAAACCAUAGUCGCGAAGGAUGGCGAGUUUAUAAGCCACAUGAAGCUUCAAAAUACAUGCAAAUGAAUUACGAGCAUCUGCACAAGUGGGCUCAAGAGCUGGUUAGUGUUCAUAACAUGUGCCUUGCCUUUGUACCUCUCACUGAUGAUGAUCCACACCAGGCCAAAAAACAAGCUGGAGUGGACUUGGAAAAUCCUCCGAUGUAUCUCGAAGGCUUCAAAUGGACCGACGUCAAAAGGCCAUUGUUGAUGUCUGCUCCUCCCCCUUCCGCCAAGAAGAACAAGCACGGUGAGGGUGACAUUGGCCACAUUGAUUCACCUGGUGGGUAUGCUGAAUGCCAAGGGUUUCACAUUUGA